Magallana angulata is the source of this 1615-nucleotide messenger RNA. RefSeq lists its product as uncharacterized. The coding region runs from base 228 to 1091 and encodes 287 amino acids. The transcript is spliced from 5 exons. The record is from RefSeq and is a predicted model, not a curated record. NCBI's taxonomy places the organism in Eukaryota, Metazoa, Mollusca, Bivalvia, Ostreida, Ostreidae. Gene Ontology annotation, molecular function: scavenger receptor activity.
CUGCAUAAAACAUGUCAUUAUGUUAAAGUUUACAUUUAAAAAAAAGGAGAAAACAAAAUAUUACGUUCUAAACAGACCUAUAAUUUUCUUCCUAAAUAACCGUAAACCUACAUCUUCAUCGUGUUGUCAAGGACGUCAUUCCAAUAACAGGCUUUACAAAAGGACAGCGUAAUAGCAGAUAUUCAACCAGAGAGGUUCAAAUAAUUCAUCGAAGUACAUUGUUCCAUAUGGAAGUAUUUUGGUUUAUUUCUUUGGAUACUUUGACCUUUUCCAUUGUUUUAGUGAAUGUUCUCAGUAUCAGGAGUCUGAAAACAUCCGGUGUAUGUAAACAGCACGACGGAUUGUAUCGAUGCUGCAACAACUUUCGACAAGAGGGUCAGAAUUGUAUUCCCUGUGUUGGAUCUUUUGGUAUCAACUGUUCUGGAAGAUGCGUUGACGGGUUCUUUGGGUUUGGAUGUCUUGGUCGCUGUAAUUGCAGUGAGGACCAAAUCUGUGACAGUCGUGACGGGUGUAUGGAGGACAAGAUAAGACAAUAUGAAGAAUCUCCAAGAAUAUACCUUUAUGUAAUAAUCCUACUAUGUGCUUUUAUAAUCUUCCUGCUUGUGGCACUGGUGGCAGUAUACAUAAAAAGAAAAUUUAUACCAUCUCGACAUUACCAGCAUGAACUUGUUCACACCGACACGCCGGGAGAUUACACAUCUAAUAAACAUCAAAGUUACCUAGAAUGCGGCUCUGGCUCUGGACGAAUGUUAGAGAACAUUUCACUUGAAAAUCAGUCUGAAGAGUUACAAAGUAGUGAGUUAAGAUCUACGCAUUAUGAGUACACAAAUCGAAGACUAUUUUCAAGUGAGGACAAAACCUUAUCUCAAAGAGAGAGCAUGCAAGAAAUUCGUCCCGAAAAUAAUAUUGAAUCUCCUUCAGGAGUAGACGUAUGGAAGUCAAUCAAAGACAAUAUUAAAAAGAAUAGAGAGAGGAACAGUAUUCUACGAAUAUUAUCGUCAAGAAUUUCUCUGCAUGAUACAAACCACAGUAGUAGUUAUAUUUCUGUUGUUGACGAAAAUUCCACAUCUUGCAAUGCUGAAAAAAGUUGAAAAAGGUUAUGUAUUUAUGAUGCAACCUCCACGACCGUGUUGCUCUUUGUAUUUCUGAUGCAAUGUCCACGACCAUGUUGCUCUUUUACAGAAUGUUAAAUCAUAGUUUGAUUGUAGUUUAAUCGAUAUUAGUACCAUAAUUAUUUUCAAUUAAAGACAUGCAUUGUAGAUUUGUCAAUGUAUGUGAUGCUACAACAAUAUUUCAAGGUUAAAUCAGAGAUAAAUGAAAUCAUUUAUUUGUGGUAUGAGUAAGACAAAAUCCAUUUCUUUUUAUUGUUACAACAAGUAUAAUGAAUUUGGAAAUGGAAGGAUUUUAUUCUAAUAUACCUAUUAUAUAAUAAAUCAAUUAUAUGUUACAUACAAAAAAAUUACACAUAUAAGAUAAACCCAAUCAUUUUAAGUAGAUUUUAUGUUAUUAGAUAAGUACAUUCAAAAUUAAAAGUAUUAUACAAUCACUGUGAUAUAAGUUUAUCCUGUCACUAUCAUUCAAUUUCCAGAUCAACAUUUUAGUUGUCUGUCCCGAU